Messenger RNA from Schistosoma margrebowiei, 1220 nucleotides. NCBI's taxonomy places the organism in Eukaryota, Metazoa, Platyhelminthes, Trematoda, Strigeidida, Schistosomatidae. The record is from the annotation of a GenBank genome assembly.
GUAUUUUUGUAACGCUACUUUUAGAUGGUGUUCUUUCAUCGAAUUGAUAAUUCUUCACCGUUCACCACCUCGUAUAGAUGCUACCCAGUUUCCUUUUUAGCCGAUAAUUUUCGUUCUAGCGUGGAAAAAGGAGGAAAAAGUAAGACUUCAUAUACUGUGUAAGUGUUUUAGUUAUCAUGCCUCCAUCUGCUUUAGAUGUACUUACACGACUGAACGUCCAGUACCCAAUGCUAUUCAAGCUAACUAACCAACAAGCAAACAGAACUACUCAUUGUGGUGUACUGGAAUUUGUUGCAGAUGAAGGGAGGAUUUAUGUUCCUUAUUGGGUAGACAUCAAAUAUAUCAUUUCUAUUUCAGAUGCUAAAAAAUCUACAUUUGGAAGAGGGUGGCCUGGUCUCUGUAGUUAAUGCAGCCUUACCUGUAGCUUCUUUCGCUCGUUUCCAGCCUCAGAGUACUGAUUUUCUGGACAUAUCUAACCCCAAAGCUGUACUGGAAAAUGCUCUUCGCGACUUUGCUUGCCUCACAGUCGGAGAUAUCAUUGCUAUCAACUACAAUGAGCGUAUAUAUGAGCUUAAAGUGUUGGAAACAAAACCGAAGGAUGCAGUCACUAUAAUCGAAUGUGACAUGAGCGUUGAUUUCGCACCUCCAGUUGGAUAUCAGCCUACUGAUUCUGCUUCUUCGAGCAAACAAAGUGAUAAAGAUCUACAUAAGAUCGAAGAAGAUCAUAUAGAAAUCCCUUCAGUUGUUCAAGGAUUCCAGGCAUUUAGCGGUACAGGUUAUCGGUUAGAUGGAAAAAAUAAACAGGACAAAACUGAUGAAACAGAUAAUGGUCAAUCAUUAGGGCAAUUGAAGGAAAGAGAAAGGGGUGUACCAAACUAUAAUUAUCAACCUGGAAGUUUAACAUUUUUCCGAAAUCUAAAACAAAUUACUGCAGAGAAAAUAGAAGAACCUGUAUUCAAACCUUUCAGUGGUACAGGUCAUCAAUUGAAAUCACGCAAGAAAUGAAAGAUAAUCUAAUAUCCUCCAUAUUAAAUUGUUUAUCUCACUGUUUGUAAUGAAGAAUUACACUUUGUCAAUUUUUCGAGUUUUCUUUCAUUUGCUUAGAAGCACUUGUAUAAUUUGGUUGUUAAUAAUUUUUGCGUAUUAACAAAUCUGUUAAAUUGACAAUUUUUUCUCUAAUGUCCUCGCAUCUCACGCACUAUGAAAUGUCACCUUUUAUG